AUGUCUAAUAGUCAAGCAUCUUCCAUUAAGACAAGGUCUCAGAUAAGUGGCUCUAAUAGGACAUCGAUCAGAGAAGCUGCCGCCAUUGCCCGCGCCAAAUCAGAAGCUGCAAAGGCAAAAGCCAGCUUCACAGAACAAGAGAUGCAGAUAAAGCUGGAGAAAGCGCAACUUGAAGCGACUCUAGAAAAACUUGCCGCAGAUAAAGAGACAGCAGCUGCCAUAGCGGAAGCAGAAUAUCUAGAAGCCACGGAACUUCAGGAAACCAAGAGUCAUCGCAGCAAUGUCCAUCCAGAAGUUGAAUACCAAGAUCCAGAACAGCGUACCUUACAAUACGUCUAUCAACAUUCAAAAUCAGACGACGACCCAGAUCCACAGAUUAAUACAAAGCGGUUUGUUGACAAGCCAAGCCAACCUGCUUAUUUGGAUCAUCAGAAAGUCGACUAUCAGUCUCCUUGCAGCAGACUAGAGAAUACACAUCAGAGUGAAACUGCCUACAACAACUUCUCUCCAGAACAGAGAAUCAGAAAUCUGCCCCUGCUAAGAGAGAUGCCCUUUGCUUCAGAACGGUAUUACACAGACCGGAUUAAACCAGAGACUUCCAACAGGUUCAGUCCAUAAAGAGUUCAGCUCCUAUCAAGAAGGAGACAAACCCAAAGACCUGACCAGACAAUGUCCCUUCACACGAAGCCUCAUUCUCUACUUCAGUGCAGAACCUUCAGAGAAAAGUCAUUGGAAGACCACAAGACCAUCCUCAAGGAGAACAACAUCUGUUUUAAAUGCUGCUCUUCAACUUCGCAUUUCGCCAGGGACUGUGAGGUUAGCGCAAAGUGUGCCGAAUGUGACAGCUCAAACCAUAACACAGCUCUACACCCUGGGCCACCAUCGUGGGCUUCAUCCAAAACCCAAGAGCAAAGCGGGGAGCUGAAGGACACAAAUACUGACACUUUGGCAGUUACUUCUAAAUGUACAGUGGUUUGCAGAGACCUCAGGGGAGGCAGAUCCUGCUCUAAAAUCUCCCUAGUGAGGG
Messenger RNA from Bufo gargarizans (Asiatic toad), 1027 nucleotides. RefSeq lists its product as uncharacterized. The coding region runs from base 1 to 618 and encodes 205 amino acids. The transcript is spliced from 2 exons. NCBI's taxonomy places the organism in Eukaryota, Metazoa, Chordata, Amphibia, Anura, Bufonidae. The record is from RefSeq and is a predicted model, not a curated record.